ACAGUGACGCUCGCUCUGCCGCAGCCUAAUGAACCUCGCCUUCUGCUGCGCUCCCACAACACAACAAAAGGCCUUAACAUUCAAGACAUAUGUACAAACGCACAGUCCAUCACAGCAACAAUGACGGAGAACACUAAAACGCAUGUCAUCUUGCUGUCAUGCGGAAGUUUCAACCCCAUCACGAAGGGACACAUUCAUAUGUUCGAAAAAGCCAGAGAGUAUCUACACAAGACCGGACGCUUCAUUGUGAUUGGAGGUAUAAUCUCACCUGUACAUGACUCCUAUGGCAAACCGGGCCUUGUCUCUAGCAGACAUCGUCUGACCAUGUGUCAGAUGGCAGUUCAGUCUUCUGAUUGGAUCAGAGUGGAUCCCUGGGAGUGCUAUCAGAACACCUGGCAGACCACCUGUAGUGUUCUGGAGCAUCACCGAGACCUAAUGAAGAGAGUGACAGGAUGCAUUCUGUCCAAUGUGAACACGCCCUCCACGACUCCUGUGAUUGGUCAGCCAGAAAAUGGGAAUUCUCCCAUUUACCAAAACACUGCGAACAAGUCUGUGGCUAUUAAGCUGUGGGGAAAGAUGAGCGAGAGUUUCGGGAAAAUUUGCUGUGUUCGUCCACACAUGGAGCGUUUUACCUUUGUCGAUGAAAAUGCCAACCUUGGAACCGCAAUGCGCUACGAGGAAAUCGAGUUGCGUAUCCUGCUCCUGUGUGGCAGUGAUCUGCUGGAGUCUUUCAGCAUCCCUGGCUUGUGGAAUGAAAGUGAUAUGGAGGUGAUUGUUGGAGAUUUCGGCAUCGUGGUGGUUCCUCGGGAUGGAGUCGACACAGAGAGGAUAAUGAACCAUUCGUCUGUGCUCAGAAAGCAUAAGGACAAUAUUACUGUGGUAAAGGAUGAGAUCGACCACCCCAUGUCAAUUGUCAGUUCAACUAAAAGCAGACUGGCUCUUCAGCACGGUGAUGGUCACGUGGUGGAUUAUCUGAGCCAGCCCGUCAUCGAUUACAUUCUGCAGAGUCAGCUGUACAUCAAUGCUUCUGGAUAGAGCGAGGCAGUCCGCUCCUUCCCAUCAGCCAUUCCCGUCUGUCUCUCUGUGUGUAAUGUAGAGUAUAUUCCUCCUGUGCUACCACUGCUUACCCAUGUAGAGGAGCAUUAGUCCCUUCUAACUUGUGUUUCAACGGAUGUACUGCACUGUGCCUGAGGGAUCUGUUUAUUAAGACCUGCUCAACCAAUCAGUUUCAAGGGACUGGGUCACGUGGGGUCAGGGUGCCAUAUAGGAGGAAGAGGAGGAAAGAGAAACCCGUGUUAGAUGAACCGUUGCCUGCUUGAAUGUUGGACAUUGCUGUUGAUUUGAGACUCUCCGUUCUUGUUCUUGCAUGGGUUUUGUUUCAGCGCAUGCAUGUUUAAAUUGACCACAUAGACCGUAGUCUGUGUUUGCAAAAAACCUUUGCUUGGACUCAUCUCUUGAUGCAUUUUAUACUCACGAAUCUACUGGAUGUACAGAGAAAGAUUACGUUGCUGUCUUUUCGUGAAUCGUAUGCCUGUUUUGUCUUCAAUGUGCAUUCAUGUUUACGUGGAGUAUUUGGUUGCACAUUAAAGAAUGCAAUUUCAUUUA
Triplophysa dalaica is the source of this 1605-nucleotide messenger RNA. It is a transcript of the gene nmnat2, whose product is annotated as nicotinamide nucleotide adenylyltransferase 2. Gene Ontology annotation, biological process: NAD+ biosynthetic process. Gene Ontology annotation, molecular function: nicotinate-nucleotide adenylyltransferase activity; nicotinamide-nucleotide adenylyltransferase activity. The record is from RefSeq and is a predicted model, not a curated record. The transcript has 11 exons. Gene Ontology annotation, cellular component: Golgi apparatus. The coding region runs from base 121 to 1035 and encodes 304 amino acids. NCBI's taxonomy places the organism in Eukaryota, Metazoa, Chordata, Actinopteri, Cypriniformes, Nemacheilidae.